GGGGAGAUAUCCAGCCUGAGAGGAGGAGAGAAGGGAAGAGGAGGAGAAGGCAAGAAGGCAGGAAGCAAGAUUCGGGAUCCAGGCAAUGAAGAGAAGGAGUGGGGAUGUGAUGCAUGCUGCUGUGCGGGUCAUGUCUGCCAGUGCCUCUUGUUUGGGACUGCUGGGGAUCUGGUUCUUUCUUCUGAUUUUCUUGCUCCUGGAGGCAGCUGAUGCUUCAUGCUGUAACCAGGCAAAGGAUAAUUUAAUGUGUCGUGAUGUAUGUGAACAGAUAUUAUCUUCAAAAAGUGAGUCUCGCAUAAAACACCUGUUGCUGAGAGCACCGGAUUACUGCCCGACUUCAAUGAUUGAUGUUUGGACGUGUAUUAAUUCAUCACUGCCAGGUGUUUCCAAGAAGUCAGAAGGCUGGGUAGGCCUUGGAUGUUGUGAACUAGCAAUAGCUGUGGAGUGUCGGAGAGCUUGCAAGCAGGCAUCCUCACAAAAUGAUAUUUCAAAAUCCUGCAGGAAACAAUAUGAGACUGCCCUUAUUAGCUGCAUUAACAGAAACGAAAUGGGAUCAGUGUGCUGUAGUUAUGCAGGACGCCACACAAACUGCCGGGAGUACUGUCAAGCCAUCUUUCGGACAGAUUCAUCACCAGGUCCAUCCCAAAUUAAAGCAGUUGAAAAUUUCUGCGCUUCCAUCAGUCCUCCAUUAGUUCAGUGUGUAAACAACUACACCCAAUCAUAUCCAAUGAGGAACCCUGUGGACAGUUUGUACUGCUGUGAUAGAGCUGAGGAUCCACAAUGCCAGUCAGCUUGCAAAAGAAUACUUAUGUCUAAGAAAACAGAGCCUGAGAUUGUUGAUAGCCUAAGUGAAGGCUGCACCAAACCUCUACCCCAGGAUCCCCUUUGGCAGUGCUUCCUGGAAAGCUCAAGAACAGUUCAUUCUGGAGUCAACAUUGUUCCUCCACCUUCAGCAGGUCUUGAUGGUGCUGAGCUGCAUUGCUGUUCAAAAGCAAACUCCUCAAAUUGUAGGGAUUUGUGCACUAAAUUAUACAGUACAAGCUGGGGAAAUACACAAGUUUGGCAAGAAUUUGAAUUUGCUUGUGAAUAUAACCCUCUGGAAGCACCAAUGUUAACAUGCUUAGCUGAUGUAAGAGAACCAUGUCAACUGGGCUGCCGAAAUCUCACAUUCUGCACAAACUUUAACAACAGACCAACAGAGUUAUUCCGCAGCUGCAAUGUUCAAUCAGACCAGGGUGCUAUGAAUGACAUGAAACUAUGGGAGAAAGGCAGCAUUAAAAUGCCCUUCAUGAAUAUUCCUGUACUAGAUAUUAAAAAAUGUCACCCAGAAAUGUGGAAGGCAAUAGCUUGCUCACUGCAGAUUAAACCUUGUCAUAGUAAAUCUAGAGGAAGCAUCAUCUGCAAAACAGAUUGUGUUGAAAUACUCACAAAGUGCGGUGAUCAUAGUAGAUUUCCUGAGAGUCACACGGCAGAAAGUAUUUGUGAGCUUCUUUCUCCUUCUGAUGAAAAUGAGGACUGUAUCCCGCUUGACACUUAUCUUAGAUCAAGCCCACUGGAUAAUGCCAUAGAGGAAGUUACUCAUCCAUGUAAUCCAAAUCCUUGUCCAGCAAAUCAUUUAUGUGAGGUGAACAGGAAGGGGUGCCUCCCAGGAGAACCCUGCCUUCCAUAUUUCUGUAGUCAAGGAUGCAAGUUAGGAGAGACUUCUGAUUUUCUUGUGCGCCAUGGUGUGCUAAUUCAAAUGCCAUCAGGGUCCGUUGGCUGUUACAAAAUUUGCACCUGUGGACAAAGUGGAACUCUGGAAAACUGUUUGGACAUGCAGUGUGUUGAUCUUCAUAAAUCAUGUCUUGUUGGUGGACAGCGAAAAAAUCACGGGGAGUCGUUUAAAGUAGAUUGUAACAUCUGUUCAUGUGUUGCUGGCACACUGAGGUGUUCAAAUCAUCAGUGCCCCCAUUCAGAAGAAGAUCGUAGGAUGUUUACAGGUCUACCCUGUAACUGUGAAGAUCAGUUUGUUCCUGUAUGUGGGCAGAAUGGACGUACAUACCCAAGUGCAUGUAUAGCACGAUGUGUUGGGUUAUUGGAUCACCAGUUUGAAUUUGGGCUCUGUUCUUCCAAAGAUGUGUGCAAUCCAAACCCAUGUUCCAGAAAUGAAAGAUGUAUUCCAAAGCGAAAAGUUUGCUUAACCAGCUAUGAGAAAUUUGGGUGUGCCCAGUAUGAAUGUAUCCCAAGGCAUCUUAAAUGUGAACAUUCCCGGGACCCAAUGUGUGACACUGAAAAUGUGGAGCACAUAAACCUUUGCACAUUAUAUCAAAGAGGAAGACUGCUGUCAUAUAAAGGAUCAUGCCAACCUUUUUGCAAAUCUGCAGAACCAGUUUGUGGGCACAAUGGAGAGACGUACCCUAAUGUUUGCAGUGCAUAUUCUGAUCGUGUUGCUGUGGAUUAUUAUGGACACUGCCAGGACGUUGGCAUCUUCUCAGACCAAGGUCUUCAUAAUGAAUGCUUGUCUAUUCAGUGCCCUGCAAUUCCUGUCACAGUUUGUAAACCCAUCAUACCACCUGGAGCAUGUUGUCCAUUGUGUGCUGGAGUCCUAAGAAUUUUGUUUGACAAGGAAAAACUGGAUACUUUUGCAACGGCAACAAAGAACACACCAAUAACUGUUAUGGACAUCCUACAGAAAAUUAGACAACAUGUCUCUGUACCUCAGUGUGAUGUAUUUGGGUACUUAAGUAUGGAAUCUGAUAUCAUUAUCCUUAUUGUUCCUGUUGAUAGCCCCCCAAAAUCAAUACAGAUUGAUGCAUGCAAUAAGGAGGCUGAGAAAAUUAAUUCUCUUAUUAAUUCAGACAGUCCAACACUGGUAUCCCAGGUGCCACUAUCAGCACUUAUAACCUCAGAAGUUCAGAUAUCAACAACAUUAAAUUCUGAUUGUAACAGAAUAUGUUUAAGUAUUCAUUAUAUUUAUUUAUAUCUUGGUAUAGCUUUGUUGUAUGUAACAUUGAAUGCUUAAGCUACAUAUUUUACACAAUUGCUUUUAAGAAGAGAGAAUUAUUUCUGUAAUAAGUAAUGUACAAAAUAUGCAAAACACAAAAAAUGCAAUGAAUUUUGUAUCUGUCAAACAGUCAGAGGGAUCAUUAUUUCUAUGAAACCAAAUCGCUUAUUUUUUUUUUUAUAAAUAGGUUAAGCAGAUACAUUUAAGCUAAAUGCUGUGUAUAUACAAUUAUAAUAUGUAAAUGUAAUUUUUAAAUAUAUCAACUGUGAAGUAUUAUUUGGAUGUUAACAAGGUUUUAUAUUGUUGCUAAAUUAUAAAGGCUGUAAUGUAAAGAGAUACUAUUUUUAAACUUCCCCCCACCCCAGUAAA
Messenger RNA from Xenopus laevis (African clawed frog), 3352 nucleotides. RefSeq names its product reversion-inducing cysteine-rich protein with Kazal motifs (gene reck.L). NCBI's taxonomy places the organism in Eukaryota, Metazoa, Chordata, Amphibia, Anura, Pipidae. The transcript has 21 exons. Bases 86 to 3001 code for a protein of 971 amino acids. The record is from RefSeq and is a predicted model, not a curated record.